AUGUCAUCGCCCAAAGUCGGGACACCGGCCGGCGGAGAGAGGCUCUCGCUCGGCCAGUCUACCCUCUCGACGGCCUCGAAACCGCUCCACUCGCUGCCCAACCUCGCCGCCGCACUCCCAUCCUCGUCGGCGGCCGACGACCCGCACUCGGCGGCCACGCUGAUCAACCAGGACACGCUACUACUCGCCACACCGCCACCCAACUACGUCGACAGCCAGGCAUGGCACCUCCUCGCCACAGAAAUGGUCUACAGCCUCGUCUACAGCUCGCGCCACGCAUCGAAAAAGCAGCGACUCGCCCGCCAGCAGCUCGCCGACGCCGGAAUCGCACCUCUCGGCGACACCACGGAUCCCUCGACCCACCACUCGGGCCAAGACGGCCAGGGCGCGGCGGCCGAGCUCGACGCCAUGGUCAGCGCCCGCCUCGAGGCCAUCGGCUUCCACGUCGGCUCCAACCUGGCCGAGCACCUCUCGCGCGAGCGCGCCCGCUUCUCCGAGACCCUCGACGUGCUCAAGUUCAUCUGCAAGGAGCUCUGGACCACCAUCUGGGGCAAACAGGUCGACAACCUCCGCACCAACCACCGCGGCGUCUACGUGCUCCAGGACAAUGCCUUCAAGCCCCUCUGCGCCAUGUCGACCUCGAGGGGCGCACAGGAAACCGCCAGGGAGGUCAAGCUCUUCCUCUCGUACCCCGUCGGCAUCGUCCGCGGCGCACUCGCACAGCUCGACGUGCCCAGCGCCGUCGUCGCAGAGACCAGCCAGGCGCCACAGUGCACCUUCCACGUCAAGACGCAAAGAGCCGCCGCGGCAACGUCGGCGGCCGGGCCAUGA
This is a messenger RNA of Pseudozyma flocculosa PF-1, 831 nucleotides long. RefSeq lists its product as uncharacterized. NCBI's taxonomy places the organism in Eukaryota, Fungi, Basidiomycota, Ustilaginomycetes, Ustilaginales, Ustilaginaceae. The record is from RefSeq and is a predicted model, not a curated record. Gene Ontology annotation, cellular component: TRAPP complex; cis-Golgi network; trans-Golgi network. The coding region runs from base 1 to 831 and encodes 276 amino acids. Gene Ontology annotation, biological process: endoplasmic reticulum to Golgi vesicle-mediated transport; regulation of GTPase activity. The transcript has a single exon.